This is a messenger RNA of Oreochromis niloticus (Nile tilapia), 1951 nucleotides long. Its product is annotated as serine/arginine repetitive matrix protein 1-like. The transcript is spliced from 3 exons. The record is from RefSeq and is a predicted model, not a curated record. Lineage: Eukaryota; Metazoa; Chordata; Actinopteri; Cichliformes; Cichlidae. Bases 1 to 1524 code for a protein of 507 amino acids.
AUGGACAACGCAGCAGAGGAGGAGACUGAGAGGAUGUGGAUGGCCAAACUGGAUACAGUUUAUCCAAAGGGCCUGAAUGAAAGGGGGCCGAGAGGGGACCGCGACUGGAGAGCUGAGGAGAUCGCACGCAGACCACCUCGCCGAAGCAGCUAUCCAUCUCGAGAGGGUCGGAGGACCUACACGGCGAUCAGGAGAGAUGAUCACCGCAGCGGUGAGUCAGACUUUUUCCACGCACCACAGCGGAAUCGGGGGAGAAACCAGCCGGCAGCAGACCGCUAUGCAGCCCGCCAGGAGAGCUGGAGAGGAGAUCGCGGCUGGGGAGCUGACGAGGACGCACGCCGACCACCUCGGCGCAGCAGCCAUCCAUCUCGAGAAGGUCGGAGGACCUAUGCGGCGGUCGUGAGAGAGGAACACCGCAACGGUCAGCCAGGCUUUUUCCACGCACCACAGCGGAACCGGGGGAGGGACCGUCCGGCACCGGACCGCUAUGCAGCCCGCCAGGAGAGCUGGAGAGGAGACCGCGGCUGGAGAGCUGAGGAGGACGUACGCCGACCACCUCGACGCAGCAGCUACCCAUCUCGAGAAGGUCGGAGGACCUAUGCGGCGGCCGUGGGAGAGGAUCACCGCAGCGACGAGCCGGACUUUUUCCACGCACCACAGCGGAGCCGGAGGGGAGAACAGCCGGCGACAGACCGCUAUGCAGCCCGGCAAGGAAGUCGGACCGGACGGGACCGACGAUUCGAACGGAGAACGGCUCGGGACAAUCGGUAUGUGAGACGCACUCGCGCUGAGCGAGCUGGACCUCCUGUUAACAAAAUAAUUUCAGAUGAUCCGGACUUUUCUAAAAAGGUCCGCAUUAUUCACAGACUUAUUAAGACAGUACAUCAUUUGAAAAAUGUGACUAGUGACACUUAUCCUCCUUCUUUAAACAAAAUAGCACACAAUUUAAAGACUGUUAUUAAACCGGCCGUCCCUACCAAACACACACAAAAUAAGAUUGAGGAGAACGCUAAAAACUGGGCCCGUACAACCAUGGUGAUCCUCCGGCAACAUUACACUCAGAGCGUAGAGGAGGAAUUAAAGGCUCUCUCUGAGUGUUCUAAACAGGACUGGGAGGGCCCGUUCGAGAUAGCAACAUCCUGGGCCAAGAGGAACCUGGGCCGCCGCCUCCAACCUGACUCUCUGGAACAGGCCAGAGCUGAGAUCGUGGCCAAACUGGGGGACCUGGGGACUGCCACUUCAACAGAGGAGGGCCCACCUGCACCCCGCACAACAUCCAAAACAACGACGGCAACGAUGACGGACCACGUCGCUGGAGACUGGUCACCUUCUUCUGAGAUGGAGCAGGAGCAAGAGAGGGAUCUGACACCUUCCUCCCCUCCAGAAUCUUCACAACCAGCAGAGCCCAAUCUGGCCACACCGAAGGAGCAGAGGGUGUUGAGAUUCGCCGCCUCGAUCCAGAGACGCCAUCCCAGGAACGGCCAUGCUCUCCCUCCACCCAACCACCACAAUCUGGUGAAAUGAUGGACACUGAGGGACUGGACCUCACACAGGGGGAAGUCACCCCCAAAAAGACAAAGCGGGUUAACACUUUAACAGUGGCUAAACCGCAACCAGUGUCUCACCCGGGACCAUCUCGCAGCGGCUUAGACAGACUCACUUCCUGUGUGCAAACCCGGCUUCAGCUUCAAGCAGCAGAGGAAGAAUCAUCUUCUUCAUCAUCUCUUCCUCCUUCACCAGCCUCACCGGGACAGCAGGUGCGGACGCCGACCAGACAUCCCAACACACACAGGAAAUUGAGAGACUGGCACCUGCAUGUGAAAGAGCCCUGGCUCGUCGUCGGCGAUUCUAAUGUUAGCAGACUGCCCCCCUUUGCAGCUGACAGUUUGCAGAUCGAUGGCUUCCCGGGAGCCAAAUGGUGGCAUGCAGAGUACCUCCUGGAGAAAGCCAC